This is a messenger RNA of Petromyzon marinus (sea lamprey), 1033 nucleotides long. Its product is annotated as stomatin-like. Gene Ontology annotation, cellular component: plasma membrane. NCBI's taxonomy places the organism in Eukaryota, Metazoa, Chordata, Hyperoartia, Petromyzontiformes, Petromyzontidae. The record is from RefSeq and is a predicted model, not a curated record.
AGUUCGGCGGGGAGGGGUGGUGCACGAGUGAGCAGCAGGAGGAGGAGGAGGGAGAGCGGAGAGAGAGAGAGGGAAAAAGACGAACACCACGGGAUUAUGGCUGCUCCACACGCUGCUGUCGAGGCGAUGCCGCUGAGCACAGAGCCCGAGCGAGAUAGCGGCAAGGGAGAGGGCGGGAGCGAGCAGGGCAGAGCCGGCUGCUGUGAGUGUCUCCUGGCCGCCUUCUCCCUCCUGCUCGUCAUCCUCACCCUGCCGCUCUCCAUCUUCUGCAGCAUAAAGAUCGUGCAGCAGUACGAGCGCGCUGUCAUCUUCCGCCUGGGACGCAUCCUGCCGGGACGGGCCCGCGGCCCCGGGCUCUUCUGGGUGGUUCCCUGCACGGAUACGUUUAUACGGAUCGAUAUGAGAACCAUCACGUUUGACAUCCCGCCCCAGGAGAUCCUGACAAAGGACUCGGUGACGGUGGCGGUGGACGGCGUGGUGUACUACCGCGUGGCUGACGCCAUCAUGUCGGUGGCCAACGUGUCGGACGCGCACGGCGCGACGCGCACCCUCGCGCAGACCACGCUGCGCAAUGCGCUGGGCACGCGCACGCUCGCCGAGAUCCUGUCCGACCGCUCCGAGCUCGCGCACGCCAUGCAGAUGAAUCUGGACGACGCUACGGACUCUUGGGGCAUCAAGGUUGAGCGCGUGGAGAUCACCGACAUCAAGCUGCCCCAGCAAAUGCAGCGUGUCAUGGCGGCCGAGGCCGAGGCGACGAGGGAGGCACGCGCCAAGGUGAUCGCGGCGGAGGGCGAGCGCGACGCGUCGCGGGCGCUGAAGGAGGCGGCGAUGGUGAUCGCCGAGGCGCCGAACGCGAUGCAGCUGCGCUACCUGCAGACGCUGAACGCCAUCGCCGCGGAGCACAACUCCACCAUCGUGUUUCCGCUGCCCGUGGAGCUGCUGCGCGGGUUCGUCACGCCCACCGCCGCCGCCUCUUGAGGCCUCUUGAGGCGGCGGUGGCGGCAGUGACGGCGCGUUCGGCCCCGCCCCCCCC